Spirodela intermedia is the source of this 3755-nucleotide messenger RNA. NCBI's taxonomy places the organism in Eukaryota, Viridiplantae, Streptophyta, Magnoliopsida, Alismatales, Araceae. The record is from the annotation of a GenBank genome assembly.
AUGAGGUCAUACCGGCUGUCGGAGCUGAAGGACGCCGAGAUUAAUGACCUCAAGGCCCGUCCUCGCAUCGAUUUUUCAUCCAUUUUUGAUGUGGUGGGUCAUUUCUUUCCAGUGAAGGAAUUUCAUCUCGGCCCGCAUACUCUAGAGAUAUGUUCGGGGAAACCAUAUUGACUAGUCUUGAUGACUGCCUAAACUAGGUCAAUCCUAUCGUCGAAGACGUCCGUGGCCGAGGUGAUGCAGCUGUCAUAGAGUUGGUUCCUUCUCCUCUGUCUCACAUACUGGCUGGCGUCUUUUUCUCUGACCAAGAAUGGGCAUAAAAUUUUCCUCCGAUAGCUGAGAAGUACCAUGCCCAUUCCACAGAUUGAUAUGAUACUCUCAUAACUAUACCUGAUUCCGUUUUCUUCCCCUUUUUCUCCAGCUACACUGCACGCUUCGACAAGGUGGUGCUCAACAAGAUAGUCGAAUGUGUCGCCGAUCUUCCCGAUCCAGAGGUACGCGUUCUAAAACCAAACAAAAAAACAAGCUUUGGAUGAUUUGAGCUGCUCUCACUCUGGCUCCAAUAAUUCUCCAAGAAAGUGGGGGCCCUCUUGAGAUAUUCUGGUUAGGGGCGUCACAGGGUCAGAUUUGUUAGAUAUGGAACUUUAGCCCGGAUCAUGGAGACUGAAGGGAACCUUUUUACUCUCUUGACUUUUCCAAAAUCGUGCCUUUGGGCUCAGUUUUUUAUUAUCUUUCAAUCACGUGUUAUCAAAAACCCAAGGUCAGAGAUUAAACAACUGAGAAUUAGCAUGUCUGAUAGAGGUUCCCACAUGAAACCCACUCAAUUCAUAUGAUGCGUAGUUGAAUUUGACGUCAUCAGGCUUCACUGUUGCCCCUACCAUUCUCCUUGAUUCACAGGAAACCUUCCAAGUAGAGAGAGUACUAGUGCUGCGGCUGAUAUUGCCUCUGUCAACUCCUGUUGUGGCCGUGGCCCUGGGUCAGAAUCCCACUCACUUUCAUCUUUGUUUGUCCAUAGCACGCCAUUCUCUCUUUCAAGUUCGCAUUUCUGACAGUUUCUAAGUGGAGAAGAAAAAAUUGCCUGGGAGAUCCGAGUUGAAUGCGGAUAGAAAAUCCUUUGGCGAGUUCGGUUCUCAAAGGUUGAUUAUCACUGUGCUCGAUGCUGGUUUGAUUCUCUGAGGAGAAACAGAAAGCCAUCCACACUGGAGGGAUUCGUUAUUUUCAUUCAGUGAGAGCUUAUGCAGUGUUGAGAAGCAAGAAAGAAGAGCUGGCAGCCAUACUCCUGGCAUGUAGAUCGGGAGCUUAUGCCAGCUCUGCAUCCUUCUGCAAUGCUUGCUAUAAAAAGUUGGAACAACGAGAGCAGAAGAGGAGGAUUUGAUCAGCAAACGUCAUAUUGACCUUGUUUGCUCUUAAAUGCAGCUCGAUCCGGCCGUCAAGGAAGCAUUUGAUGUAGCGUACGACAACAUAUAUGCAUUCCAUGUGGCCCAGAGGACUCCCGAGCAGAGCAUCGAGAACAUGAAAGUGAGUCCUGUGAUUCUGCACUGGCGAGAGUCCUUUCCACUGUGCAACUCGCCGCCUCUAGAACAUAUUAACUCUUCUGAGGUAUGGUUUGGUCUAGGCAGGGUGUUAGAUGCAAAAGGGUGGCAAGAUGCAUCUCUUCAGUCGGCCUCUAUGUUCCAGGUGGCACAGCAGUCCUACCCUCCACCGCUUUGAUGCUUUCAGUGGUACGUGGGUCUCCACCCCCCCCUUUCCCCCAUCUGUGUGGAUUCUUUUCUGUGAAAGAUAUCGGACCUCUUGCUCAAUAUAUUGUGUGCAGAAUAUAUGCGCCUCCUGGAAAAAGUUAUGUAAUCUAUGUGGCCAUCAUCUAAUUUGUCUUAUGUUGAUAUGCACUGUGAUAUCUAAUGUGUGAUUAAUCAACUUGGGUUCCUCCAUGCAAGCCAGCCUGCGCAGAUCGCUGGGUGCAAGACUAUGGUUCUUGCGACGCCACCUGGCCGGGAUGGUAGCAUCUGCGGGGUGAGUUCUCAGGGGGGGCAGCCUGUGGCCAUCUCCUGCCAUGGAGGACUUGACGUUGUUCUAUCCUAAUUCUUCUUCUUCUUCUUCUUCUUCUCCAUUUCACAGGAGGUGCUCUACUGCGCCAAGAAGGCUGGCGUCACUCAUAUUCUCAAGGCUGGGGGAGCGCAGGUCCUGCACCAAUGAGAUCUCAGCUGAAUGUGCCGUUUCCAUUGGCAGUCAUGGGGGCAUAUUUAUUUUUUUGCCUCAGUUUUGGGUCGAAUCUUAUUUUUUAUCUUUUUCGCAGGCUGUCUCAGCUAUGGCCUGGGGAACCGCAUCUUGUCCCAAGGUUUGCCGCACCUCCUUGUUGUCCUCAGAAAUGGAGAUGUUGGAAAUAGUCUUCUUUAUUCUUCAUUUUCCCUUGAUGGUGUGUUAGGGUUCUUGGCAUGCUGGUAAAAACCAAAAUCAGAUUUUGGAGCCCAAUUUCCAGCUCCUUCGUAGAUCUAAAUCUUUUUAUACAAUCCUGUGGAGGGAAAUAUCUCACCCUGAGGCUGCAACUCUGCUUGAUCGCCAGGUAGAGAAAAUCUUCGGGCCAGGAAAUCAGUAUGUGACAGCGGCGAAGAUGAUCCUCCAGGUGGGCAGGAUUCUUCAAUCCCCCUCAUUUUUCUCCUCUCUGUGUGCCCCCGAUUUUGGGAGGAGGUAGAUGCUAUGGUGUUAUCCGCGGCAGCAAAGGUUCUCAUUUUGGCUUCUUCCAUCAUUUCUGCAGAACAGCGAAGCCAUGGUUUCAAUAGACAUGCCUGCGGGCCCGUCGGAGGUUCUCGUCAUUGCCGACAAGCACGCCAAUCCAGUCCAUAUAGCAGCAGACUUGCUCUCUCAGGUUUUCCUCCAUUCCUCUCUCUCUCUCUCUCUCUCUCUCUCUCUCUCCCUCUCUCUCUCUCUCUCUCUCUCUCUCUCUCUCACACACACACACACACACACUCUUCCUGCUCACAGGCGGAGCACGGACCGGAUAGCCAGGUGGUUCUGGUCGUAGCCGGAGACGGAGUGGACGUGGGAGCCAUCGAGGAGGAGAUUGAGAAGCAGUGUAACAGCCUGCCGAGGGGGGAGUUCGCCCUCAAGGCCUUGUCCCACAGCUUCAUCGUCUUCGCCCGAGACAUGCUCGAGGUCCCUUCCUUUUCCUCCCCUCCCCCUCUGCAUCCAUGCAUCCGCGGAGGGACAGCAGCUUAUUAUUAGCUGCAUGCAUGCACCCUCUGCCGCCGCCGCCGCCGCCGCUGCUGCUGCUGCCGCCGUCUGACUCUUCCUUACUCUCAGGCCAUCUCCUUCUCCAACUUGUAUGCACCGGAGCAUCUGAUCAUCAAUGUCGCGGACGCGGACAAAUGGGAGGAAUACGUCGAAAAUGCGGGUCAGCGCCUCUGGUCUCCUCUCUCUUCCCUUCUCUCAUCGCUCAUCUCUAGAUCUCUCUCUAAUCAUCGUCGUCGUCGUCAACGGCAGGGUCGGUGUUUCUUGGGCAGUGGACGCCGGAGAGCGUGGGGGACUACGCGAGCGGGACGAACCACGUCCUGCCGACGUAUGGGUACGCGAAAAUGUACGGCGGGGUGGCGCUGGACUCGUUUCUCAAGCACAUGACGGUGCAGUCGCUCACGGCGGAGGGCCUCUGCCGCCUCGGCCCCUACGUCGCCAAGAUGGCCGAGGUCGAGGGCCUCGAAGCCCACCGCCGCGCUGUCACCCUCCGCCUCCGCGACAUCACCGCCGCCGCCCCUGCAACGGUCUAG